This is a messenger RNA of Zychaea mexicana, 2118 nucleotides long. Its product is annotated as armadillo-type protein. Lineage: Eukaryota; Fungi; Mucoromycota; Mucoromycetes; Mucorales; Lichtheimiaceae. Gene Ontology annotation, cellular component: cytoplasm; protein phosphatase type 2A complex. Gene Ontology annotation, biological process: protein dephosphorylation. The transcript has 10 exons. Gene Ontology annotation, molecular function: protein phosphatase regulator activity; protein binding. Bases 1 to 2118 code for a protein of 705 amino acids. The record is from RefSeq and is a predicted model, not a curated record.
AUGGAGAUUGAUCAAAGCACUUCCAAUACCAACGACAACAACCAGGCCUCGUCAAAAUCGCCAGAAAAUCCGCCAUCAUCGGGAUCCACUCCGCAAUCGGGACAAGCAGCGACACCCGCGGUAGAUGGACCUACAAACACGACGACAGCGACUACGACGACAACAGCUGAUACACAACAACAGCAGGAACCAGGACGAGUCAUUGUCGCCGAAACUGGAACUCUUGCGCCUAACGCUGGUACUGCUACUGCUGGUGCUACUGGUGGUGCUUCUAGUCCUGACGGCACGGGUGAAAGUGAUACGCUUGAUGAUACCGUUCAUAGAGCUUCGGCAACUACCGACGAACAAGAACUGUACCCUAUUGCAGUUCUCGUGGAUGAACUUAAAAAUGAGGAUGUGCAGCAUCGCCUCAACGCCAUUCAGAAUUUGGGCACCAUUGCCAUGGCUUUGGGUCCACAGAGAGCUCGAGAUGAACUUAUUCCUUUUUUGAAUGAUUCGAUUGAUGAUGAAGACGAAGUUCUUUUGGCAGUAGCAAACGAGCUUGCAGGAUUCUCGGAAUAUGUUGGUGGUCCUAAAUACGCGCAUUAUCUCUUGAAUCCACUGGAGAAUUUGGCAGCGGUAGAGGAAGUGUUGGUCAGAGAUAAGGCAGUAGAGUCUCUUUGCAAGAUCGCUGCAGUGUUGAGCCCGAACCAAGUCGAGCACUAUUACAUCCCGCUAGUGAAGCGAUUGACAAGCGGUGAAUGGUUCACCAGUCGUAUAUCUGCCACGGGGCUCUAUGCCGCAUCCUAUCCGAAAUGCAGUAAUGAGCAAAAGACCGAACUUAGGAGUCUUUAUGCGCAGUUGAUUCAGGAUGACACGCCCAUGGUCAGAAGAGCAGCUGCAAAGUCAUUGGGAGAAUUCGCAAAGCAAUUGGACAAGGACCACCUCACAGCCAACAUCAUGCCUUUGUUUACCAAACUCACGAAUGACGAUCAAGACACCGUGCGCUUGUUGACUGUAGAAGAUUUGGUUCAAAUAUCGCGCAUACUUUCGACCGAGGAAAACAAAACAAUACUGCUGCCUAUUCUGAAAUCGCUGGGACAGGACAAGUCAUGGAGAGUGCGAUACAUGGUUGCUUCCAACUUUGCUCAGUUGUCCGAAUCAUUCGGCGAAGCCAUUACUAGAGAAGAGUUAGUCAACUUGUUCGUCAGUCUUAUCAAGGAUAGUGAAGGAGAAGUUAAGGUGGUUACAAUCGGACAGGCUUCAGCCUUUGGAAAGAUGAUCGACGAACUGACCGUUCUCGAUAAACUCCUUCCAUGCGUAAAGGAUCUUGUUAUUGACACAAAUCAACACGUCCGUGCUGCUGUGGCAACAAACAUUAGCGGAUUGGCUCCAAUUCUUGGCAGAGACCUUACCAUCGAAUACCUGCUGCCACUAUUCCUUCAGCUUCUUAAAGACGAUUGCCCUGAUGUCCGGUUGAAUAUUAUUUCCAAGUUGGAGAACGUAAAUCAAGUUAUUGGCGUUGACAGACUUCCACAAUCGCUUCUUCCAGCCAUUGUCGACCUAGCAGAAGAUAAACAGUGGCGUGUGCGACUUGCUAUCAUUGAAUAUAUACCACUUUUGGCAUCGCAGAUGGGCAUGGGUUUCUUUGACGUGAAGCUGCUCAACCUGUGCAUGUCCUGGCUCGGUGACGCAGUGUUCUCUAUCCGGGAUGCAGCAACUACAAACUUACGGCAACUUGUUGAGAUCUUUGGCUCUGAAUGGGCCAAGGAAACCGUCAUACCUCAAGUGAUGAAGAUGGCCCAGAACGAAAACUACUUGUAUCGCAUGACAACUCUUUUUGCUCUUACGACAAUGGCAUCAUCCCUCACACCUGAAAUCGUCAAAGAAAGCGUAUUGCCUACGGUGUUAGGGCUGAAGGACGAUACCAUCCCCAAUGUCCGCUUCAAUGUAGCCAAGUCUUUGGAAGUUCUUGCAUCUAUCCUGAAACACGACAAAGCAAGUGCCGAAUUAAUCGCAUCUCAGGUCGCACCGGCGUUACAGAAGCUUAGUGAUGAUUCAGACGUCGAUGUCAAGUGGUUUGCCAACAAAGCGCUUCUCUCAGGUACGAAUACUGGUUCAUUUUGUUAUUACUUUUAA